Papilio polytes (common Mormon) is the source of this 1399-nucleotide messenger RNA. RefSeq lists its product as uncharacterized. NCBI's taxonomy places the organism in Eukaryota, Metazoa, Arthropoda, Insecta, Lepidoptera, Papilionidae. The record is from RefSeq and is a predicted model, not a curated record. Bases 151 to 1359 code for a protein of 402 amino acids. The transcript has 2 exons.
GAUGCUUUUAGUCAGUAUGUAUCUGUGAUUAGAAAACCGAAUACGUCCAAUUCAUGCGACUUCAAACAUCACAUCGGUCUUGUGGAACAUUUUUUUAAUCUUAUUUUCACCGAGUUUCAUAAAAAUCCACCCGUUUGCGUUUGUGUACAAAUGUGUCCAGAACAUUCGAUGUAUUGCUACCCGAGUGGUUGUAUGAAAACGAACGACAUGCGGAAAAAGUAUUCAAAUGCUCCGAUAGUACUUCCUCCAACUCGUACAGAAUUCAAUGAUACAGUGAAAUCUUCUUACCUCGUUGAUAACGGCGAAGAACAAACUAAGAAUAAUUAUAUUGAUGAUUUUCUAGAUGGAAAUCUUGGAAUAAAAAAAGCUAUAGGUGAAGACGACGUUAUUAAAAAUGAAAUGUUCAAAACAAAUCCUCUUAAAGAUCGAUAUAAGAUGGUAUUUAAAUAUAAGAGAAUACCUAAAGUUGAAAUGAGAUAUAAUUUAAGAGAACAAGUGAAAAAUGUUAAAACUGAUAAGCAAAAACAUGAAAACUAUGAUAUGUCAAAUCAAAGAUGGCCGAAAGGGAAACAUUGGAUACAUAGUAGACAAUUAGUUGAGAGUAUUCCACCGCUCAAAAUUGAUGAAAAUAGAGCUAAAAAAUAUUACAUGUUCACUGAAAACGAUCCUACAAAGUAUACUUCUCCGAAAUAUUUUAAAAGAGAUGCUUCAAAGUUUACGAAUGAAGAAGCAAUUAAUGUUGAAACUUUAUAUAUUUAUCAAACUGACACUGAUAGUCCAAACAUGUCCGUGGAGUCCGUGAUAGAUAAUUUAAUAGAGAGUAGUUUCGAAGGGCUUACAAAUCUAGUGAGUAUGGAGGCAAAUAACACUUUAAAUCAAUCAGUGGAUGAAAAAACAUCAACAGAUUCAAGUUUCUAUCGAGCUAAAAAUGCAGUUUUUAAAAAUGGAACAUAUGUUAAUACGACAGAGUUCAGGGAUUCUCUGAAAUUUUAUUUUACAACUACUUCUCCUCCAUUGGAUGAAACAACAAUACAAAAUGAUAAUGUUGACGAUCCCAAUAUUAUUCUACAAAGCAAAGCUAACUUUUUAGACGUCAUCGCAAAAAUGUCUAAUAAAAUAGAACAACAAAAUAAUGCGUCAAUUGAAAUAAUUAACAGAAUGACUGGACAUAAUAAUUUAAAACAUUUUACACCCAGGUUAAGAUAUAUUGAAGAAAAAAAUAAACAAAACGUAAGUAAAGUCACCAAAGAUAUUAAAAAAUCUACAGAAACACCAAGUGUUAAAAGAGAUAUAACAAUACUGGCCUUAAAUAGUUCACUAGAAGAAAAAGGAAAGAAAAACAAUAGUGAUAAUGUGUAACAUAAUUGAUUAGAUUCUUAAUAAAAUAUUUAUCAUAUAG